Messenger RNA from Stylophora pistillata, 1184 nucleotides. Its product is annotated as centromere protein N. Gene Ontology annotation, biological process: chromosome segregation; CENP-A containing chromatin assembly. Lineage: Eukaryota; Metazoa; Cnidaria; Anthozoa; Scleractinia; Pocilloporidae. The record is from RefSeq and is a predicted model, not a curated record. Gene Ontology annotation, cellular component: nucleoplasm.
AUGGCGGACAACCCUCUCAUCAAAGAUUUGUGCAAAUUAUUCAAGAAAUUCAACAAAGAAGAACUACUUGAGGGACUUAUUAAACAUGGAUUUUUGAAAGAAGGUGUGCUGGAUACAGAAGGAACGAAGGAAAGUUUCGUCAAUCGCAUUCUGAAGAAGUGUUUUGACAAAAAUGUGACGGCCGAACAUGUUGCCCUAAUGGAUCUAAUCUAUCACCAGUCUCAUCCUAACUGCAAGAAAUGGACUGUAUACAAACUUGUAGGCUUUGAUCCCAAGAAAAUGCUAAAUACAUCAGAACCCUGGAAAUUUAGGUCACAAUUGAAAUCCUGUCUUGGACUUUACUUCAAAGUGGAAAUUUAUGUUCAUCUCUGGAGAAAUGGGUUAUGGACAAGAAUUCAAUUCUGUAAUAGAUCCUCCACCAGUUUGCUCAGCAACAAUGUGUUCAUCAUCUACUAUCCUAACUCUGAAUAUGUCUUCAUGUCCACCAUUAAAGCAGCCCACAAACAGUAUAUUGUCCAGACUCUGUCAACUCUACUGCACAGUCAGACUCUGGAAGAGGUAAAGUUGUCAGGAAGGGACGUGCCCUCACUCAAGGAACUUGUGCUAAAUAAAAGCAGCCAGGGAGUCUUAAGUAAGUACAGAUUGAAUCAGGUGGAUGGAAACCCUCUCAGUAGAAAGAGAAAGAGAGAGAAAGAUAGAAAACUGGAAGUUUUACAAAGUCAGGAAAUCACAAGUGAGAACUGGGCAGAGGAGCAAAAAAGACAGCAAUUAAUAGAUGGUGCAUUUGGCACAAAUCUACAGCCUAAGUUAGAAAGGAUAGAGUUUAAGAUGCAGACAAGGCUACGCAGCAGACAACAAUUCCCUCAGCUUAUCAGUCCAAUCUCAUGCAAUGUCAGGUUUGAAGGAUCCAGUGUUCUAGAAGGCAUCAAAAAUCUUGGAUCACAGAGUUUUGUUGACAUACCACUGCCAUCUUAUCUGACUAAUCUGCAUUCUCUAUCAAGGAACUCACUUUUGCUAAAAGAAAAGAAAACUACAUAAAAACAAUGUUUGGAGGACAGUAGCAAUUAAGAGUCUAAUGAUAGAAUUAAAUGCUAAGGUUUGAAAUGCAUCUUUUCAUGUUGUUUUAAAACAACAACAAAUUUAAAACAACUGUGUUACUUUUGAAAUUUUCCGAGUUACUUUAU